Molecule: messenger RNA, 2341 nt
Organism: Astrephomene gubernaculifera
Lineage: Eukaryota; Viridiplantae; Chlorophyta; Chlorophyceae; Chlamydomonadales; Astrephomenaceae
Source: the annotation of a GenBank genome assembly
AAAUUAAUUUCGUAUGCAAAUGGAAUUGUUUGCACAAUUUAUCGGCUGGGCCUAAGAGGUCUUGCAUAGGCUUCAGUAGGCCUAACGCGAAAUCCCCAGCGCUGCCCAUUGGCUCUAUCAAAAGCUUAGGGAUUCCUUAACGAUGCCGGCAGUAAUUAACGUUGGAGGCCCUGUCGCGUGGGGCCUCGUAGUGCUGCUGUCGGCAUGGGCCGUGCGCGCGGGCAGGGCGCUUGCAGGGCGACAUGGAAAGCGCCGAGGGGAAGACGAUGAAGCCGUUCAAUACGAUCCCGACGCUCCGCAACCCCGAUUGCUGCAGCGCCUGUCGGCGACGGCGGUUCGUAUGCUGAUUGAGACCUCGCCGUUACCCUGUGUCGUGCUGGAACUGGCUGAGCCCGGCAACAGCAACAGCAGUAGCAGUAGCAGUAACUCCCGGCUCCAGGGGCAGCAGCACGGGAAGUGCCGUACGGCCGCCAUCCCAGCCCGUCACCAUGCUGACGGAGGUGCAGCCGUACACCCCGCCGCCCUCGGCAGGAUCGUACCGCCUGAGUUGGCAGCCUCGGUGCCGUACAUGACCGCCGCCGCAUGGAUACGCGCCCUGGCCAGCCCUGAAGCCUGGCGCACGGAGCUUUCGAAGGCCGCAUCCGCUGCUGCUGCCUCCACCUCCGCCUCCUCCAGCAGCAGCGGCAGCAGUAGCGCCUGUGGGGGCAGCAGCAACAGCACCGCUGAUGCUGUAACAGCAUCCAGCACCACCACCACCACAGCAGCUGCAGCAGCCACGCCAGUAACGACCGAGUCAAUUGUCGGACGGGAAACAGCAACAGCGUCUCAGACACCAGCAUCAUCAUCAGCAGCAGCUCAGCAACAACAGCAGCUGCUCCUUCGCACUUCCGUACAUCCCGUACAACAAACGCUCCCGGCCACAACUGCCAGCACGACAGCUGCCGGUGGUGGUGGUAUACCGGCGGCGGUGGCAACGACUGGGGGAGAGCCCGACGGCAGUGGGCGAGUGGGCUCCUCCGCCUCCGCCUCCGCCUCCGCACCCUCCGCCGCAUGCUCGCUGCCGUACCCGCAGCGCCAUGCGUUGCUGGUGGUGCUAGGCCGCAACGAACGAGCGGUGGCGGCGGUGACAGCUGCUGCCGCCGCGGCGGGCUUCUCCAAGGUCGCCACCCUCCAAGGCACCCCGGAUGCCUUCGCCGCCGCCUCCCUGUGCGGCCCCCGCCUGCCCACCCUCAGCCGCAGCGGGCUGUGGCUGCUGCUGCAGCUGGGCGGCGAGCAGCCCGCAUUCCACGUGCCCUCCGCGCUCGUGCUGGACGUACGGAGGCCGGACGAGCGAUUGAUGUACGGCGCUAUCCGGGGAACGAUCAACAUACCAGCGGACGAGCUAGCGGUGGCACUAGCACUACCUCCCCUGGAGUUCAGCAGGCGCUACGGCGUACCUCGACCCCUUCCGGCUGCAGCGGUGACAGCUGCCUCAGCUGCAACCACCACAGCUGCUGCUGCUGCCUCCCCCAUUGUGCCCGCUGCGGAGGAGGCGGUGGUGGUGCUGCUGUCACGGUCGGGUCGGCGAGCAGCCUGGGCGGCGCAGUUGUGUGUGGAUGCGGGGCUCCGGAGGGUAAUCGUGUACGGCGAAGGGGUGUACGGCUGGCGACUUGAAGAGCGGGUGAAGCCGUACCGAGCAUUCGACCUGGGCUGUGCACCCCCAGAUCCGGAGCCCUUCGUUCCGGAGGAGCCGGAUGAGGCAGCGGGUCUGCAGGAGCUCCAUGUGUUGGGCAUGCCGCUGCGGCAGGAGACCCGCCCCUCCCGCUUCGCUCGCAUGCCCACCCUGUGAGCUGCUGCCGGCGUGGGGGGGGCACUGUGGCGCCGGCGGCGGUGGCGGCAGCCGCUGCUGCUGCUGCUGCGGGGCCCUUGCGGCUGCUGUGACUGGACCACGGGGCUGUUCUGACGGCAGUGCUGAUCGGGAGGAGGCAGGGGGGACCUGUGGGCUUUGAGUACGGGACCCGGAUGGGGGAUCUUUGCACCUCCUAUGUGGUGGAACGUGAGAGGGCGGUUAGGAGCGUGUUGGCUCUUACACGCGAGUGCGCUCUCUGAGUGCAGCAACCAGGAUAUACCGUACUUGCGGGGCUGCGUUGGGCGGGACAGAUGGGGAGUGGAGUCAUCGAGCACCCUACCAUGUCCCAUGCAUGUCGGGCAAAGAGGCGAUCGCUGUCUGCUUACAUUCGACUGCUUUUUCGAGUUUGUUGUUGGGCAAAAUGUGGUCAGUUGCUGGUGUGUAACACUACGAAAUAGACUGUUGUUGCUCAAGCGCCCCACAAGAAGUUUAAGUGUAAGUUUCUAAUGUUGA